This is a messenger RNA of Monomorium pharaonis (pharaoh ant), 3111 nucleotides long. Its product is annotated as proline-rich extensin-like protein EPR1. The transcript has 4 exons. NCBI's taxonomy places the organism in Eukaryota, Metazoa, Arthropoda, Insecta, Hymenoptera, Formicidae. The record is from RefSeq and is a predicted model, not a curated record. Gene Ontology annotation, cellular component: chitin-based extracellular matrix. Gene Ontology annotation, molecular function: structural constituent of chitin-based larval cuticle. The coding region runs from base 1887 to 2885 and encodes 332 amino acids.
CGCCGCUGCAGGAAAAAGCCGCGGAGCGGAUUAUCUCGCCGCCGUAUUCCGCGUAAACGAGUCGGUGCGCGCGUGCCCCCGAAACGAAUUCGCCGACUCGACUCGACUCGCGCCGCCGCCUCCCGUGCAUUCCAACGACGUCGUGGCCACACGUGUCGUUAAAAUCUGCUUGGUGCACCAUUUCUGGUCUGGAUGCACCCGGCUCGGGAAGGGAUUUCCCACGUGGAUGCGGCCGAAACUCGUUUUAUGCGUCUGUAAUCCGCGAUAUAAAAUUAUAUUCAUAAUUUUACGUGCCCCAUAAAAUUGACUUUAUGGCGAUCCACCGUCCGUAUUAUUAGAGCUCGGGGGGUAGGAAUUUUAUUUUACGUUAUCGCGCGGUCCUCCGGAUAGCGGAAGGCAUUUGAAUAAUAAUCGGAGUAUACGUAUGCAAAGUGUAUAGGGAGAUAAAUGUCAAAACAUACCGUAUAGGAUUGUAAACUGGAAAUUUAUGCCUUGAAGUCUUCGCGGAUUCUCAAUUGUCCGCGGUAGAUUUGAAAGACUUUAAGAGCGCGCAUUAAUCGACGUUAUGAAAUUACGAACGAGUUUAUAUUUUUGCGCGCGAGUUAAUAAACAACUGCGCCCGCAGUUUACUUGCAUUCCGGUAAGUUUUUUAUUUAUAGAUAACAUCUUACGUGGCUCGUUCAUUGACCUUGUUUUGCAUUUCGGCUACUUGGCACAACCGAGCAUCUUGAUCUUUUUUUUUUUUUUUAACAAAUAAUGGAAAUAAUUUUUAAUUAUUAAUAAUAAAGCAAACUAAACUCCGGUACGUCUAUAUAGAAAAAGUCGCGGUAAGAAAAUUUUGUUUUUCAGACCGAAGAAAUCUAGGAACGUAUUUUCCCUCGUCCCGUUACGUUACAUUACAGCAUAGAAAAAAGAAGCAGAAAUUACUAUUUAAUAAACUUGCAAACGGAGUUAAUUCGAUUCUGCGAUGAAAGUGAAACACACACACACACACGCGCGGCCGGCCGAUAGACGGUUACCUCAAUUUCCAUUUGCGGUUUCUACCUUUCGACGCAACGCGCAUAACGCGUAUUCACAUCUACUUUUCGCACUUCCCGUCGCCGGCCGAGCCGGUCGUCGUCGUCGUCGUUGUCGCUUAAAUGUCACGCCGAUCAAACAGGUACAGGCGCGCGGGUUACUUACUUAUGCCCGGGAUGCCUGUGCGUAUACCCAUGCAACUUAAGGCUGAAUCGAAUCACUUUCUCUUUUCUCCCGAACGCGAGACGCGUGCCCGAUUUUUGCGUACGUAUUACAACGCGAGCAGACCGGCACGACAAGCCGGCGUAACGCCGGUUAUUAUUGGUUCCGGUAUCCCGAAACCUUUUCUUCCUUAUUCUUUUUUCCCCUUGUUUCAGUAACGAUCGCUAUUAUUAUUAGCACUGCGGCGCGUAUGUGCAGCGAAUCCCCAACGAUAUGUAUAUCAGUGAAAACUCGGAAGGAGAUUAUUUUAACGACCGCCGUCUGUCGAUUUCGUUAUUUCUUCUUUCUUUUUUUCCCCUUCGGAGAAAUCACGGGGAUUGCGGAUGAUUAGCGUGCGAUUUCAAGAGCGCGACAGCCAGUAAUUUCAUUAUCGUUGCCGUUUCCUCCGAGAGAAUCGCGUACGUCGAGGAACCGACGAGAGUAACAAAACGUUAACACGCGACGUGGCAAUCAUCGCUAAUUCUGUACAAUGCUCGUUUUCCCGCGGGUAUUACGAUCGUCGACGAUUCUCGGAGUGGCGGGGUGUCUUUAAUUAAAUCGCGGGCAAAUUUUUUCUGUAAAAAGCGCCCAGAGGUAUUUUCAGUAUUUCUAAGGAUUUGUCAAAUGUCCCAGACAAAAGUCGCAUGAUCUGAGAGGAGGGACAAGUAAUGUUCUUGGCAUGCGCUGCCGCGCUCUGCGCUGCACAGGAUGGGCCGAGGGAACCGAUCCCGAUACGAGCGACUCGCUAUCAGAGAUUACCCCCGCGACCAGGCGGCACCGGACCGGCGUUUCCCAAUCAACGAUUUCGCCGACCGAUCUCCUUCAAACCCCGCGGAGACGACGCGCCCGGUACGUUCCGGCCCGUCCGGCCGAAUCUGCCGAUAACCGCGCCUUCGUUCGCGCAUCAUGUGAAGCCGGUGAACGAGGAGCCCGAGGAGGAGGACGUGUCCUCCACCCACGAGGAUGAGGAUUCGCGCGACCAGAGCCAGGAGGUCAGGGGCCGGGACAGCGAGGAGGACCUGAGCGAGGAGAUACCGCGCACGGCGGCGAAUCCACCGCGAACGCUCCCGGUGAUCCCGGGACCGGUGUACCGUCCGCCCGUCCAGACGGUGACGCCGGCGAGCGUCAGGGUGAGUCCCACGACCCUGCCGGUGCCACCCGUUCAGUAUCGUCCAACACCGCCGCCGCCGCCGCCUAUCCAGUACCGUCCGACGCAGAAGCCCACGAAGGCCCCGAGGAAGCAGAUCGCCGACGACUUCACGUACCAGCAACCGAUCAAACCGCCGCCGAAAGCGGUGAAGCCGUCCCAGGCUUACGAAAUCCGCGGCAAGAAGCCGGUAGCGCAGAUCAUUAGGCGAUACCGACACGACAAUCCGGACGGUUCCAUUACGUGGGGCUUCGAAAACGAUGACGGAUCGUACAAGGAGGAAACAAUCGGCGUGGAUUGCAUAACGAGCGGUAAAUACGGGUACAUUGAUCCGGAUGGUCUCCGACGCGAAUAUACAUACGAGAUGGGAAUCAAGUGCGACGAGCAGGAACGAGAGGAGGAGGAAGAAGGUUUCGUGGAUUAUCAAGAGAACAAGCUGGUGCUCCCGGACGGAAAGACCAUCGAUCUCUCGUCAAUGGGCAAAAAGCAACGUCGGCCCCAGUUCCAAUACAGAAAUUAAAGGAAUAAGAGACUCGCAUUUCGUAAAUUCGCCAUCGCCCUUGUCGCACUUAAUUGUCGCGUAAUAACUCAUAAAAAUGUAAAAUCAUGCGUUUCUUAGGAUAAACUAGAAUUAAAUAAGUUAAGAUAUCGAGAGAUUAGCGAUACAAAUAACGCGUAAUUCCAUGUAAGAUCAUUUAGUGUAUUAGGCUUAAUAAAUAAAAUAAUAAACCGAAAUAUGAAUAACA